GUCGCGACGGCAUUUACUAGUUAGUUUAUGCCCAUAAAAUGACGACGUCGGCAUCCGAUAAGGCGGCACGCUGUCUACAACUAUUUAUUUUAGUCGCCGCUUUAGUGAGGUGCAAUGCUGGAUACGAGAGUAUUAUUGGAGCAGAAAUUCCCAACUUUACAAGCCCCAUUACUAAUGUCACCGUUCCACUCGGAAGAGAAGCCAUUAUGGAAUGCGCAAUAGAUAAGUUAUCAGCAUUUAAAGUCGCCUGGUUAAGGGUAGAUACCCAAACUAUUUUAACCAUUCACAACCACGUUAUCACCAAGAACCACCGCAUCGCCGUAACCCAUUUGGAACAUAAAAACUGGUACUUACACAUAAGGGAUGUAAAAAGAUCCGAUAUGGGCUGGUAUAUGUGCCAGAUAAAUACUGAUCCAAUGAAGAGCCAAGUGGGAUAUCUUAAUGUUGUUGUCCCUCCCGACAUUCUGGACUAUGCUACCAGUACAGAUAUGGUGGCCAGAGAGGGAACAAAUGUUACGAUUCAAUGUACGGCCACUGGAUCUCCUAUGCCAAUAAUUUCCUGGAGAAGAGAAGGUGGGGAACCAAUAACAUUAAGUAAUGGAAAAGAAGUAUUAAAUUGGGAAGGACCAAUGUUAAAUAUUACAAAAGUGAAUAGGCUACAUAUGGGUGCUUAUUUGUGCAUUGCCUCAAACGGUGUACCACCAUCUAUCAGUAAAAGGAUUAUGCUUGUUGUGCAUUUUCCCCCAAUGAUAUGGAUACAAAAUCAGUUGGUUGGUGGAAGGGAAGGAGAGAAAAUUAUAUUAGAAUGUCAUUCCGAAGCUUAUCCAAAAUCAAUAAAUUAUUGGACGAAUGUUGAUGGUAAAAUAAUUACACAAGGUUCGAAAUUUGAGCCGGUUAUUGUAGAUAACAUGUAUAAAGUUUACAUGAAACUUACCAUAAAAAAUGUAAGUCACAGUGAUUUUGGAACGUAUAAAUGUUUAGCGAAAAACUCGUUGGGGGAUACCGACGGCGCAAUUAAAUUAUACUAUUUACCAACACCUUCUACGGUAAAUCCAGUAACUUUUAAGACUGAAAGGACCACUCCUAGAGCAAUACGUGGUCCAAAUAAAACAACCGAUGAUACAAAAGAACUAGAAUCUAAAAGAAUAAAUGAAGUGGAAAAACCAGCACUGCAGAAAAACAUUGAGAUUUUCGAUCACACCAACCAAAGCGAUAUGUCAACCUUAGAGGUCCUCUCAGCCUCUUCAACAGCUACAAUCUUAAGUAAUCAUAGCAAUAUUAUAUCGACACUAGUUAUCCAUUUUAUCACAAAACUUCUUGUUACAAAUAUUAAGUUAUAAUCGGACUGAGGAAAUGUUAUAUAUUGUAAAUAAAAUUGUACAAAGGAAAGAAUAAAUAUAUGUCAAAAUUU
Messenger RNA from Anthonomus grandis grandis, 1411 nucleotides. RefSeq names its product opioid-binding protein/cell adhesion molecule homolog. Gene Ontology annotation, cellular component: neuron projection. The transcript has 10 exons. The record is from RefSeq and is a predicted model, not a curated record. NCBI's taxonomy places the organism in Eukaryota, Metazoa, Arthropoda, Insecta, Coleoptera, Curculionidae. The coding region runs from base 39 to 1340 and encodes 433 amino acids.